UCGUUACCGUGGAGAUGUAUAAACAAAAACCUCUUAAACCUUCGGUCUCCAGCCUACCCACCACAGAACUAAACAAGAUCCAACCCAGCUAACCAGUUAACUUAGCCAAUGUUAGUUUACCUUUGUAGGUGGACUAACAUUAAGCUAGCCAGUUAAAUCUUUGUUAAUAUAGGCUAAAUACAAACCGACCUCAUCAAUCCUGAGUAGCAAUGGCAUACAUCAGGACAUACAGCUCACGUGUUCAUAUUGGGAACUGGACAGAAGAUGUUGCUCUUGAGGAGGAUACUCUGAAGGACUUCUUGGACAGGCGGGAGAGAGGAGAACUUACCAUUCAGAAAACAGGUCUUCUCAAACAAAAUAUCCUAAAAAAGGUUGAUUUGUCAGUGUCAACUGAUGGAUGGUUGCACUUUGGGGACACAGUCAUGCUGGUCAACCCUGGGUCUGAAAGACGCCACAGUGCUUCUCACCAGCAGAAGACACCGCAAGAUCCUGCUGCCAUUGGGAUAAAUGCUGAUGUAAGCGGACUUAGUGCAAACUCUUCCAUAGGGGCUCCGUGUGCUGUCAGUGGAACCAGGACCUUUGAACCAUCUGCUAGGACCGCCUUUGUAAUCACAAGUGUGGAUGGAAGUCCAGUGGGUGAAACUCUGAAGUACAAUCAACGUUUUGCUCUGCGAACAACAAACGGGUUUGCAGGAGGGUUGUGGCUGGAGAGCGAUCUUAAGACUCCCCUGAAGUAUGCCAAGAUGUCACGCCUACAGGAGGUUAGCCUCACAGAUGAGCCCUCAUUCCUGAGCUGUUGGAAUGUUGUGUACUUCGAUCCGCAGGAGCGUCUAGAGUAUGAGGGUCUGCCUGUACCUGUGAAUACAAAAGUGCUUAUUGCUCAUUGCAAGACAAACCACUGCUUGGGUGUCCUUGGAAAUUAUGUUUUAUGGACAUCGUUUGGAAAAGAAUAUGAAGUGGUGGCUCAAACGUUUCUGGACUCCCAUAAGGCUGAAUGUGAUGUUAAUCACUGGCUAUUUGUUACUGCCAACCCUGGAAUGGAGAGCCAGGCAAUUCUGGACAGGCCUGACCCAAUGGCAAACACCACAGCCACUGAGAACCUGGAGAACCAAUUUACUGAGUCAAGUGAUAAUAGAUUAGCUGAUGAAAAACAGGACAUGUAAUUUAAUGAAAUGUAUGAAGCCUAGAGGUACUGAAUAGUCUUAACAGCCAAUGACAUGGCUAUAUUGUACGUGAAACUUAGGCUGUCUAUUUCUGUCUAUAUUAAAAACAUACUGCUAUAUAUUUAAACUAUGCUUAAAAUUUUACAUACAUUCACAUAGUCCAUUUUAUUAAUACAUUCAUCUGAUUAUGCUUACAUCUUUGAAUAAAGCACAUAUUUCUCAGCA
Molecule: messenger RNA, 1388 nt
Organism: Anguilla anguilla (European eel)
Lineage: Eukaryota; Metazoa; Chordata; Actinopteri; Anguilliformes; Anguillidae
Gene: cfap161
Product: cilia and flagella associated protein 161
Exons: 7
Coding region: 210-1163 (317 amino acids)
Biological process (GO): cilium assembly
Cellular component (GO): motile cilium
Source: RefSeq, a predicted model, not a curated record